AUGUUUUUCGGCAAUGGCCACCCCCUUGAAUUAGGGCUUCAUAUGGGGAAUGGGCUGAAGUCUUCUUUUCUUGUGGAGUUGUUUGCGAUCAUUGUGGCUCUUUGCAGACUCUAUUGCUGGGCGGGAUAUCAAGACCAGCCGAUCAUCCUAAGAACGGAUUGCAAAAGUUGUGUGACAGCCAUUGCUAAAGGGACGAUAAGAAACAACUUGAAAUUUGUCCGGCACAUCCUUGACAAAUUCCCUGCAAAGGUGGUUCUGCAAUGGGUGGAGGCACAUUCGACAUCGAACAAACAUCCGGGAAACCAGAAGGCGGAUGAAUUGGCUGUGAAAGCUCGAAGGCGCGGGCAUCAAAGCCAAUCCCCCAAAAGAAGCCUGAACCUGGAGCUAAAGCGAUCUUUAAGGAAGAUGAACAUCAAUUCACCAAGAAAAAACAAGAGCAAAUGCCUGCAAAGCCCCGUGCUUGGGAAACUUUGCUCAAGGACUUUGCUGAUGAAUCUUGGUGCGCACGAAAGCUCAACGAGA
This is a messenger RNA of Mesorhabditis belari, 522 nucleotides long. NCBI's taxonomy places the organism in Eukaryota, Metazoa, Nematoda, Chromadorea, Rhabditida, Rhabditidae. The record is from the annotation of a GenBank genome assembly.